AUGCCUAUGAAAGUGACUGUCUGUUUUGACAAUGUUCGAGUCAUAGUGCCGUGUGGGGACGGGGAAAUACUCGUCAGUGAAUUAAUAGAAAAGGCUGUCCAUCGAUAUAAAAAGGCCACUGGAAAGUAUUAUGUAACAGGUUUCUUUGGUGUAUGGUUUAUUGAAUAUGAUAUACAAGAUAUUGAUAUCUAUUAUGCCCAGUUAUAUGUGUCAUGUAACACUUCCUGUGGUUUAUUUUCUAUUGAAUAUGAUAUUGAGGGGAAAGGGUUAACCAAAACAUUGUUGAUAUCUAUUAUGCCCAGUUAUAUGUGUCAUGUAACACAUUCCUGUGGUUUAUUUUCUAUUGAAUAUGAUAUUGUGGGGAAAGGGUUAACUAAAACAUUGUUGAUUGAAUAA
This is a messenger RNA of Lottia gigantea (owl limpet), 396 nucleotides long. RefSeq lists its product as hypothetical. Gene Ontology annotation, biological process: cell adhesion; microtubule cytoskeleton organization; establishment of cell polarity. Lineage: Eukaryota; Metazoa; Mollusca; Gastropoda; Lottiidae. Gene Ontology annotation, molecular function: phosphatidylinositol binding. The transcript has 2 exons. Bases 1 to 396 code for a protein of 131 amino acids. The record is from RefSeq and is a predicted model, not a curated record. Gene Ontology annotation, cellular component: adherens junction; apical plasma membrane; cell cortex.